UGGCCGACGCACUGUGUGACCAAACCCUUCUAGAAGAUUCUCAGGCGCAGGCAGAAAAACACGCUGUGGGCGUGGAUUAGCAAGUGCAGCCUUGGGGGCGCUGGACCUUCAGCUAGAAUAGGCGCCUUUUCAGAGAUGUUUCAGGCUGCAUGUAUCAAGUAGUUCAGACGAUUGGCUCGGACGGAAAAAAUCUUCUGCAAUUACUUCCAAUUCCUAAUUCUUCUGGAAAUCUUAUCCCACUAGUUCAAUCUUCAGUCAUGUCUGAUGCUUUGAAAGGGAAUACAGGAAAACCAGUUCAAGUUACUUUUCAGACUCAGAUUUCCAGCUCUUCCACAAGUGCAUCAGUUCAAUUGCCCAUUUUUCAGCCAGCCAGUUCUUCAAAGUAUUUUCUUACAAGAACAGUAGAUACAGCAGAAAAAGGUAGAGUUACUUCUGUGGGAACUGAAAAUUUUACCUCAUCAGUUUCUAAAGUUAAGAGUCAUGGUGUGAAAAUUGAUGGACUCACCAUGCAAACAUUUGCUGUUCCUCCCUCAACACAAAAUGAUUCAUCUUAUAUUGUAGUCAAAACCCCGAAUCUUCCAAUGACUGUGAAGUCUCCAGUUUUGCCUUCCGGGCAUCAUUUACAAAUUCCAGCCCAUGCUGAAGUGAAAUCCGUACCUGCAUCAUCAUUGCCUCCUUCAGUUCAGCAAAAGAUACUUGCAGCUGCAACCACAAGUACCUCAGGAGCAGUUGAGUCCUCCCAAAUACCAACAGUUAUUUAUGUAUCUCCUGUAAAUACAGUGAAAAAUGUAGUUACCAAGAACUUUCAAAAUAUCUAUCCAAAACCUGUUAAAGAAAUAGCAAAGCCAUUGAUACUAAAUACCACCCAAAUUCCAUCGAAAGUUGCUGCAGAGACACAAUUAAAAGGUGGUCAGCAUUCUCAAGCUGCUCCAGUGAAAUGGAUUUUUCAAGAAAAUCUACGGCCUUGUACUCCAUCUCUUGUUCCUGUUAAAUCUUCAAAUAAUGUGGCUUCAAAGAUUUUAAAAACUUUCGUAGAUAGGAAAAGUUUGGGAGAUAAUACUGUAAAUAUGCCAUCAUUGAGUACCAUCAGUCCUAGUGGGACACAAUCCAUAAGUGUGCCAAUUAAAGAUAAUGCUUUGGUUAUGUUUAAUGGGAAAGUCUAUCUGUUGGCUAAAAAGGGGGCAGAUAUUUUGCCAUCACAAAUUGAUCAUCAGAAUUCUGUUUCUCCUGAUAUUCCACUAAGAAAAAACACAUCACAGGUAGUGAGUUCAAGUCCUGUCACAGAAAUAUCCAGAGAGGUUGUAAAUAUUGUUUUGGCUAAAAGUAAAUCUUUACAGAUGGAGACAAAAUCACUUACAAAUACCCAGCUUGCUUCCAUGAUUAAUCUAAGUGCAGAGAAGAAUAAAAUGUUCGAAAAAUCAUCUCUUUCUACCACAAACCCACAUAACAUGAAUCAAUCCAGUAACUACCUAAAACAGAGUAAGACUUUAUUCACAAAGCCAGUCUUUCCAGAUGGAUUUAGUACAGGACAGAAUGCCCCCAGAAAAGGAAAUACGAUCCAGAGCAUAGAGAAAAUAAAUUCCUCUGUUGAUGCAACAACUGUUACUUCACAACAGUAUGUUUUCAGAGACCAAGAAUCAAAGAUACAGAAUGAGAUGGCAUCAACGUUAGGAAAAGUCUCUCAAGGAAGAAAUGACAAGAAAGUCUCUCAAGGAAAUAGUGUUAAGGCAUCAUGUCUGAAGAGCGAUGCUGAAUUUAAAAAGAUAUUUGGUCUCACUAAAGAUUUGCGAGUGUGCCUUACUCGAAUUCCUGAUCAUUUGCACUCUGGAAAAAGUUUUGAUUCCUUUAGCAGUGUGAUGAAGAGUAGUACUAACACAGAGACAGAGUUUGUGGUGAAAGAACAAGAGAGAAAACAGGGUUUUAAUAAGAAAAGAAAAUCCAAAAACAUGAAGAAGAUGGAUCACACAAAGAAGAGAAAAACUGAGAGUACCUGCAACACAGUCAUAAAUGGGGUAACUAUUGUCACCAGUUCCCAACCCCUAUGCAGUGUUGUACCGACUUCAGACGUAUCAAAAAAUAACAUUCCCACAAGCUGCAGCAAAACCAGAGAAGAAAAGAUAACUGAAGUAGAACACUGUUCCCACAAGAAGGAGGAGAAAGGUGCAUUGAGUUCAUAUGCAGCUUUUGAACAAAGUAAUUUCUUUAGUAAAAAAUAUACUGAAGAUAUUUUUCCAGUGACACCACCAGAAUUAGAAGAAACCGUCCGAGAUGAAAAAAUAAGAAGACUUAAACAAGUGCUAAGAGAGAAAGAAGCAGCUCUUGAAGAAAUGCGUAAGAAGAUGCAACAAAAAUAAUAAAAAUGUUAUGUAUUGAAAGACUUUAAUAUGAAAUAACUGUGUUUUUUAAAUAGACUUUUAUAUUAGUAUAUUAUUCCACCCUUAUCUACCAGAAAUGCUAUUCAAAUGGAAGGUUCGAAAGUGGAGAUAGUACUGAACCCUGUAUACAAGCACUGUAAUACUGUUGACAGUCACUCUGAUAACAGUUACAUAAGUGAAUAAAGGUCAGGUAGCAGAUAUAGAGUGGAUACCCUGGACAAAGGGAUGAUUCAUGKCUUGAGCCAGGGGAGUGUAAGAUUUCAUCACACUACUCAAAAUGACAGAAUUUUUUAAAAAGUUAUAAUAAAUUAAUUCUUUCUGGAAUGUUCUGCUUUAAUAUUUCUGGAUAGCAGUUGAUGGUGGAUAACUGAAAUCACAGAAAGCAAAACUGCAGAUAAACAGCGGGACUAUUGUUAAUAUAGAUGUAUUCUGAAAAUGAAACCUGUUUUUUCAUCAGUUUAUUAUAGAAUUUAAGAAAUACAGAAGAGGGUGAUUCAUGUAUGACUUGUGAAUAAUAUACAUGAGGUGUCUGAACCAUUUUCUUAGAUACCUUUUUCUGGAAGGAAAAAAUUUAUAUUUUUCUAUUAUUUUAACUGAAAACUUCCCAAGUUUGAAUAUUUGUAUAUAAGGUUUUUGUUAUUGUUGUAUCUUUAGCUAAAUUGCUCAGGUGUUACUCCAACAAUAGAUAAUUAGUGUGUACUAUUAAAUUAAAUUUUACAGUCCAAGAGAGGAAAUUAGCAGUAAACUUAAAUUUACCUUUGACUUUAAAAGUACUCUCUUGGUCUCUUUACCUGUAAAAUAAUGAUAACUUCUAUCUACCAUUGUUGAUUUUAAAAAUUUCAUUAAAAAUGUAGUAUAGCAGCAUCACUUAAGUAUUUAACCAUUUUUCAAGAGGGAAGGACACCUGUUUUGUAAUUUGUCAGUUAUUUUAUAUAAUCCAAAAUAAUAUUUGGAAUUUAGGCUAUUUGAUAUAUUGUUGGCUUAAAGUGAUGUAUCUUUAGACAGCAGAACCCCCUCUCCCUUUAUUCCUUUGGUAAUAUGUUCAUAUAUUAUAUAGAUGGUGUAAAAAGUAUCAAUACUUUUUACACAGUGAAAUGUAGUUUUUCUUAAUAGAGGAAUACAUUUUUCUUUUUUUUUUUAAUUUUGGAGAGUUUGAACGUAGUGUGGGGAUAGAGAUUAAGAAGAGAGAAGAAUUAGAAAAUGAUUAGCAAAUAUGGGGGAAUAAGAUUUUUAAAAAUGUGUCCUGGCAACAACAGAGAAAAUACUAAAUCAAAAAAUACUGAAUAGGAUUGAAAUAAGUACAUCAACUAGACUCUGCUGCCUUUUUAUUUUUGCAAAUAGCUUUAUUGAGAUAUAUUUCACAUAGCACUAAAUUCUCCCUUUUUAAAGUGGUUUUUAUUCUAUUCAGAGGUGUGCAACCAUCAAUACACUUUGAACACAACAGGAACAAGUCCUAUACCAUAGCCAUCACCCCAUUCAUUAUCCUUUCCUGUCUAAGUACCACUGUUUCUGUAAAACUGUCUGUUGCAAACAUUUCAUCUGCAUGGAGUCAUACAAUAUAUUUUAGUUUAGUUUAGUUUUGUUUUUACUUGGCCUAAUAUUUUCAAGGUUCAUCCGUGUGGUAGGAGGCAACAGCACUUCAUUAAUUUUUGCUGAAUAAUAUUUUCUUGUAUGAAUAUAUAGUCAUCCCUCAAUAUCUGUGACAGAUUGGUUCCAGAACCCUUCCCAGGGAUAUCAGAAUCUUUGAAUAAUUAAGUUCUUUUAUAAUAUGGCAUAGCAUUUGCUAAUAGGCUACUUAUCUCCUCCUGUAUAUUUUAAAUGAUUUCUAUAUUACUUGUAAUGCCUAGUACAAUGUAAAUUCUGUGUAGAUAAUUGUCCUUAUUGUUUAGGAAAUAUUGAAAAAAAUAAAGUCUGUAUGUGUUCAGUACAGACAAAAAAAAAAAAAAUCCAAAUUUUUGAUGCAUGGUUUGUUGUGGAACCUGCAGACAAAGAGGGCCAAUUGUAUCACACUUUGUUUUUCCAUUCAUCUGUUAUGGAUAUUUGGAUUAUUUCCACUUUGGGCUACUAAAAAUGUUGCUAUGAAUGUUUGUGUGCAAAUUUUUGUAUGAAUAUAUUUUCAACUACUUUGAGUAUGUACCUAGGCAUGUAAUUGCUGGGUUAUACAGUAACUCUGUGUUUAACAUUAUGUGGAACUGCUGAACAGUUCCAUUCAGUUUUGCUGCCUCUACUUAAAUAGAUCUUGUCAAGGUCCUCAGUGAUUUCCAUGUUAUUUAAUCCUAAGGUCACCUGUCAGUCUUCUUAAUAAUUUCAUAAAUCAUUAAUGACUUUGAUAAAUAUUUAAAAUAUUUAUUACAGAGUAAUGCAUGUUCAUUGUGGAAAAAAUUAGAAAAUAUAGCAAGCUAAAAAUCAAAUCUUCACAGUCCCAUCAUUGAGCAUUCAUCACUAAAGUUAUACAUUCACCUUAAUGUAUAUCUUUUCCAGUCUUCUCUGUAUGUAUAUUUUUUACCAAAAUAGGUUUUUAUUUUUUUAUCCUGCUUUUAAAGUUAACAGUUUUCAGCCUUUCAAUAAACUUUCAUUUCUUUCAAUAUUCACACCACAUUCACCUAUUUGACCGCAGGAUAUCAUUUUCAACUGUUUUUUUCCAAAGCAGAAUCAAAGUUAGGACUACGUGUUUUAUUUAGCCGUUGUAUCAAUUUCUUUUUAUGAUAUUGAUUUGUUGCAAAGAACAACCAAGUGUCCUGUUUCCUUUUACCUUGAUAUACAUUGAUUUCACUUCCAGUAGAUCACACUUCUGUGUCAGUGUGUGGCUCAUUUUCAGUCUUCUUUCUGGUUCCUUCUCCCCAAUUUCUUAAUAUUUAAGUGCUCUAGGUUUCAUUCCUUUGGUUUGCUUCUCUGCUUUUGCUCACUUUCUCAUCCAGUUUGUGGCUUUAAACACUGAAUGUUAACAAGCAACAGAUUUUCUUUACUUUGAAAUCUCUGUCUUGGAUCCAGACUUUUAUAGCCAAAUGCUUAUUUAAAUCUCUAUUAGAUAUCUAAAUAAACACCUCAGACUUUUGGCCAAAAUAGGACUUGUGUUCUUUCCCCAAACCAACUUUACCCACAAUUUUUUCCAUUUUAGCUGAUGACAAUAUCUUAUCUGUUYCUAAAGCCAAAAAAACUUGUCAUUCUUUACUUCUUUCUCACACCCUGCCUUUACUUCAAAUUCAUUUGGUUUUGCUUUCAAAAUACUUCAAAUCUGACCACUUUUCAUCUUCCAUGCGCUAGGCCCUGGAGUGGAUUAUUAGUAGCCUCUUAAGCCCUCUCCCUCCUUUCUGCCCCUACAGCCUUGUCUCAGUACAACAACCAGUGAUCCUUUUGAAACAAGUCAUUCUUUAUUACAUGUCAGUGACUCCUAUCACAUGGAGUAAAAGUGAUGAGGGCUAGAGCUCCAACAGGAGCAAAUUGAAUUAAAGUACAGCUCUUUGAACAUCCUUUCUACGCAAUUGCAGUCUCAUGUCCUGUUUUUGUCUAGGUAGAGAAGUCAACUUUUCCUUAAAAAUUAUGAACUGAGAUUUGAAAGGAAACAGGAUUUAAAUUAUUGAAGGGAUAAGAAGUAGAUAUGGAAGAACUUUCCCAUCAAAGGGAGACAGUGAACCGAAAGGUAGGAGAGAGUAUGGCCUAUGUGAAGAGUAAAAGAAUACCAGUGUAGCUGAAAGCUGAGUGAAAUAUUGUGAAAACUGGAAGGACAAAUUUAAUUCCCAAAGAGUAGCUUGAGCCAAUUGAUCUUAGUUCCUUUGAAGACAAUUUGGUUUUACUACCCAGAUAAUUAUAGUAUUUUCUCUUUAUAACUUAAGUACUUUGUUACAUUAUUUUUCUGCUUAGGUAUUUAUAGAGCACUUAGCUUCCCAUAGUUCCAAACUUUCAUUGAAUUCCUUCCUCAACACUGAAUCUUUUCAUAGGCCUUUCUUUAGUUCAGAAGUUUCAAGAUAGAAGUUUCUCGG
Molecule: messenger RNA, 6355 nt
Organism: Urocitellus parryii (Arctic ground squirrel)
Lineage: Eukaryota; Metazoa; Chordata; Mammalia; Rodentia; Sciuridae
Gene: Lrif1
Product: ligand dependent nuclear receptor interacting factor 1
Biological process (GO): regulation of DNA-templated transcription
Molecular function (GO): nuclear retinoic acid receptor binding
Source: RefSeq, a predicted model, not a curated record